AUGCGUUUCCAUGACUUCCCAACCGCAGUCCUGGCGUUAGCCGGUACUGUCCAAUCACUGGUGAUCGAGAAGAGGGACUUGCUUUCGGAUCUCCAGAACCGGGCCCUUGAGAAUCUGAAGUUUGCAGAGAAAAACGGUACACUUGAGAGAAUAGGAGAGUGCUCUAUUUCUACCGCGACAGUUCGCAAAGACUGGGCUUUCAUGAGCGUGAACGAGCGAAAAGCAUAUAUUAGUGCUGUACAGUGCAUGUACAACGCUCCAUCCCAAUCCGAUCCGGCCCUAGUACCUGGUGCCAGGACUCGCUAUGAUGACUUUGUUGCACAACACAUCAACCAGACUACAACGAUCCACGGAACUGGUAACUUUCUAAGCUGGCACCGGUACUUUGUGUACGGUUACGAGAAGGCAUUGAGAGACGAGUGCGGAUACAAUGGCUCCCAGCCUUACUGGAACUGGUUUAGCCAUACAGACGACCUCACUAAGCACCCUGUCUUCGACGGCACUGCGACGAGCAUGGGCGGAGAUGGUUCAUAUGUAAAGCACAACGGAAGUGCGGGUGGCAAAGGCACAAUUGCGCUACCUUCCGGUGCAGGAGGUGGUUGCAUCAAGGACGGUCCAUUCAAGAAUCUUCAAAUCAAUCUUGGUCCUAUCUCUCCAUCAAUGGCCGGAGAGACUGCCUCAUCAUCGCCACUUGCCUGGAACCCACGCUGCGCAAAAAGGGAUCUUACCUCCUACGCAUCCUCUACUUGGUUAACCUUUGACAACCUCUACAACGUCACCCUUGGGGCAGCCUCCAAAAACAUCGGUCUUUUUCAAGAUGAACUUCAGGGGCGCUUUCCCGAUGGCUUUCUCGGCAUGCACGCCGCAGGUCAUUUCUCGAUUGGCGGUGAUGGCGGUGAUGUCUUCAGCAGCCCAAACGACCCUGCUUUUUUCCUACAUCACGCUAUGGUCGACCGCUUAUGGUGGCUUUGGCAGGCGCUGCACCUCAACCAAGCCAAGUCCAUUGCUGGCACGAUUACCAUCUUCAACCAGCCACCUAGCCGAGAUGCCAGGCUUGAUGACCCUAUCCAGAUGAACUACCUUAAUAUGCCGACGAUAACCAAUGAGGAGAUGAUGAGCACACUAGAUGGAGAACCGUUAUGCUACAUCUAUGCGUAG
Alternaria burnsii is the source of this 1158-nucleotide messenger RNA. RefSeq names its product di-copper centre-containing protein. Gene Ontology annotation, molecular function: oxidoreductase activity. Lineage: Eukaryota; Fungi; Ascomycota; Dothideomycetes; Pleosporales; Pleosporaceae. The record is from RefSeq and is a predicted model, not a curated record. The coding region runs from base 1 to 1158 and encodes 385 amino acids. The transcript is spliced from 5 exons.